Musca domestica (house fly) is the source of this 2102-nucleotide messenger RNA. It is a transcript of the gene Srp68, whose product is annotated as signal recognition particle subunit SRP68. Bases 103 to 1914 code for a protein of 603 amino acids. Gene Ontology annotation, biological process: SRP-dependent cotranslational protein targeting to membrane. The record is from RefSeq and is a predicted model, not a curated record. Gene Ontology annotation, molecular function: signal recognition particle binding; 7S RNA binding; endoplasmic reticulum signal sequence receptor activity. Gene Ontology annotation, cellular component: signal recognition particle, endoplasmic reticulum targeting. NCBI's taxonomy places the organism in Eukaryota, Metazoa, Arthropoda, Insecta, Diptera, Muscidae. The transcript has 3 exons.
GUAUCCCUGUUGUAGUUGUGGUGACGUUUUGACAAUUGGAUUUGACGUCCAUAAUAUUUCCAUCACCAAAAGGCCAAAAGGUUUAAAGGUUUACAAAAAACAAUGGUCGAAGAAAAGAAUCCUCCUGAAAAUGUGGAAAAAGUGGAAGAAGAGCAGACAGCGGCGCCUCCGCCACCUGAACCAGCAAAAGUGUUCACAGUAGAAAUUUUGCACAUGAUAAAAGAGGCCCAGCAGCAGCAUGGUCUUCGGCAUGGCGAUUACCAACGUUAUCGUGGUUAUUGUACUAGGCGUAUUCGUCGCCUGCGAAAAGCGUUGAAGUUUCCUCAAGGCGACAAGAGACAUUUCAAGCGUAGAGAUGUAACUUUGGGGCAGUUAACUGGGAAGCGGGCUGAUGAGCGGUUCAUACAUAUACCACUAAUAAGUGCUGAGCGAGCCUGGGCUUAUGCCAUGCAAUUGAAGCAGGAAUCGAAUACGGAGCCUCGCAAGCGUUUCCAUUUGAUAAGUAAAUUGAGAAAGGCUUGUGUAUAUGCCCUCCAACUGCAAGAAUUGUGCAAUUCGGAUGCUUUCGACGCUCGCACAAAACUGGAAUGUGAGGCAUACGUUGCCUGGAUGCAUGGUAGCCUGCAUUUUGAAUUACAACUGUGGAAAACAGCCGGUGAACACUUGAAACGUGCACAAGUGGUUUAUGAAAAUUUGGCCAAGGCUUUGCCCGAGGACGAACAGGAACUUUAUCGGGCUAAAGUCAAUGAGUUUACUCCUAAUUUACGAUACUGCGCCUAUAAUAUCGGUGGCGGUCGCGCUGCCGGUGGAAAUAUGGAUGAUUUACUAGAAUUUAGAGCUCAAGGAUUACUUGAGAACUUAGACGAUUUGGUGAAUAAAACUAAGACGGAAAGCAGUGAAGGUUUGCAGACCAUUGAAUGGCGUGGAAGAAAGGUCACAGUCCGACCCGAAAAGGUGCGAUUAUUCUUGCUCAGUGCUCAAGAACUCGACAAAGGUCUUGAAAAGGCUUCUAAAAUUGAUUCAAAGAUUGAAUUGAUAGAACGAACUUUAAUGGAUUGCAAGGACGCCAUUCAAGCAGUUAAGGAAGAGAUUAAACAGGAUCCUAAAUUGCGUUCGCUGACAACAGGCCAGACCGUUUCUGGUAUUCAAUAUCUUUUGGCAUAUCUUUCUUACAUUCGCCAUAGUCGCACAUUACAACGUAAUUUAUGUUUGGUAGAACAAGCCAAAGCGAACUUCGAUGACCCGAAUCAAAAGUCACAAAUUGGAGGCGGUGACGGCAAGCGAGUUCGGCCACAAGAUUUGACACGCUUGUACGAAAUUAUACUCCAAAACGUAACGGAAAUGCAACAAAUUUCUGGAAUGGAGGAAGAUCAAGCAUAUCAAUCGGAAAUAGAAAAUCUUGCACUUACUUUCAAGGCAUUCCGCUGUUAUUACAUAGCACUUACCUUGGUUGAUAUGAAGAAAUGGAAAGAAGCCGUGGCACUCUAUGAACGUUCAUCUAAAUACGCUAGCGAAGCUUUAAAGACUACAACAACCGAUGUUUUUAAUUUGAGCGGCGAGCUUAAAAAACUCAUAUCUACAAUUGAUAGCUGCAAGUUUUCUGCUCAUGCAUAUAGUGUCCUUGAGGACGACAAUACCGACGAUCCAAUUUUUACUUCAAAAUCACAGAAGUCUUCAAAACCAUUGUUCGAACGGCUUUCCCAAUACAAGGAAGAUCAAUCAUUGCACACUAAGAAUCCUAAUGUUUUCAAGAUGGUUCCCGAAAUGGAGGCCAUACCCUGCAAGCCACUAUUUUUCGAUUUAGCAUUGAAUUACGUCGAGUUUCCAUCUUUGGAAGAUAAACUGCAAUCACCUGGAAAGAAGGGCAUAUCCGGCUUUGUUAAGGGCUUCCUAGGAUGGGGAGGUAACAAGUAAAUACCAUUUCCUUUUAAUAUCUGCAACAAGUUGAUUCCAUAAAGUCGCAUAUAAGGUGAUGUUCGAAUUCAAACAUCCCUUUUUAAGUUCGUAUUGGUAUUGAUAUAAUUUAUAUCGUAUCUUAGCAAUGUAUUUGUUAUUGUGUUUUUUUAUUCAGAAAUAAACAUCUUCUCGGUGAUUUUCUUAAA